Tupaia belangeri chinensis (Chinese tree shrew) is the source of this 1776-nucleotide messenger RNA. It is a transcript of the gene FUT1, whose product is annotated as fucosyltransferase 1 (H blood group). NCBI's taxonomy places the organism in Eukaryota, Metazoa, Chordata, Mammalia, Scandentia, Tupaiidae. The coding region runs from base 424 to 1518 and encodes 364 amino acids. The transcript is spliced from 2 exons. Gene Ontology annotation, molecular function: galactoside 2-alpha-L-fucosyltransferase activity. The record is from RefSeq and is a predicted model, not a curated record. Gene Ontology annotation, biological process: carbohydrate metabolic process. Gene Ontology annotation, cellular component: membrane.
CCCGGCCCGGGUGGGUGGGCCUGGGGGCCUUCCACAAUAAAAGCCGAGGCAGUUCCUGACCUCCUGCGGGGGCCUCUACCUGAGGCGGGGAAGACCAUCCCCUUCCGUCUUCCCCUUCCGCGAUGUUUGGGUAAAAGGUCGCCUCCGGGGCUCGCGAACGUAGGAAGUAUCGGUUAGGCAUGGGACCCCAGAAUGCCCAAAAGGAGGAACUGGGGCCCGGGGCCGUGUAAUUUUGUGGGGCGGAUGGGGAGCGAGGGCACCUCCAGGCUCUCGCGCCUCGGUUCCGGAGGGCAGCUUGGCAAACAGGUUCUCCAUCCUCUGGGAACAGGCGGCGCCAUCGCCGCCCGCCGGGACCAGACGUCCGGGCCUACCCAGCGGCUGGGGCGUGGGCUCGGAGCUUGAUCUGCUGAUCCCCCUGCGGCCAUGUGGGCUCCCAGCCGCCGCCAGCUCUGCCUGACCUUCCUGCUGGUGUCUGUCCUCUCUGCCAUCUCCUUCCUCCAUAUCCACCAAGACAUCUUUCAAAAUGGCCUAGACCUGUCUGUCCUGUGUCCCUACGAUAACCUGGUGACCUCCCCAGUGGCCAUCUUCUGCCUGCAGGGCACGCCGCCGGCCUCCAACACCUCUUCCUGUCCCGGGCACCCAGGCCCCCUGUCGGGAACCUGGACCAUCUACCCAGAAGGCCGGCUUGGUAAUCAGAUGGGGCAGUACGCCACACUGUGGGCCCUGGCCCAGCUCAAUGGCCGCCAGGCCUUCAUCCUGCCCUCCAUGCAUGCCACCCUGGCCCCGGUGUUCCGCAUCACCCUGCCGGUGCUGGCGCCAGAGGUGGACAGCAGCACGGCCUGGCGGGAGCUGAAACUGCACGACUGGAUGUCAGAGCAGUAUGCUCACCUGAAGGAGCCCUUCCUGAAGCUCUCUGGCUUCCCCUGCUCUUGGACUUUCUUCCACCACCUCCGGGACCAGAUCCGCCGCGAGUUCACCCUGCACGACCACCUUCGGGCCGAGGCGCAGCACCUACUGAGGAGGCUCCGCCUGGGCCGCACUGGAGACCACCCCAGCACCUUUGUGGGCGUCCAUGUGCGGCGGGGGGACUACCUGCAUAUCAUGCCCCAGCACUGGAGGGGUGUGGUGGCCGACCGCACCUACCUCCAGCAGGCCAUGGACUGGUUCCGGGUCCGCCACAAAGCCCCCAUCUUCGUGGUCACCAGCAACGGCAUGGAGUGGUGCAGGGAGAACAUCGACACCUCCCAGGGCGAUGUGGUCUUCGCUGGCAACGGGCUGGAGGGGACGCCAGAGAAGGACUUUGCGCUGCUCACACAGUGCAACCACACGAUCAUGACCAUUGGCACCUUUGGCUUCUGGGCCGCCUACCUGGCUGGGGGAGACACCGUGUACCUGGCCAACUUCACCUUGCCCGACUCCAAGUUCCUGAGGGUCUUUAAGCCCAAGGCUGCCUUCCUGCCUGAGUGGGUGGGCAUUGAUGCAGACUUGUCUCCACUCCAGUCAUCGGCCAGACGUUGAGAGACGGGCUUUCUAGACCAGCCGAAUCAAUCUAGAGCCUGCAGUAGGUGUCUCCAGAGGUCUAGCAGCUUCUGGACGUUUGCCAUCGUUCUCCGGCAAGUGGGCACCUGUUUCUAGAGUGAUUCUGGAAGUCAGAUUUGGAGCAGGAGGAGGGGGGCUUUCUGGAACUGCCAAAACAUUCUAGAAACAACAGAAUAUCCUUUCCUGAUAACUGGCAGUGUUUGUAAUAGCUCAGCAGUUCUGCAAGACACAGUACCC